This is a messenger RNA of Spodoptera frugiperda (fall armyworm), 1401 nucleotides long. Its product is annotated as UDP-glucosyltransferase 2-like. The transcript has 7 exons. The coding region runs from base 1 to 1401 and encodes 466 amino acids. NCBI's taxonomy places the organism in Eukaryota, Metazoa, Arthropoda, Insecta, Lepidoptera, Noctuidae. The record is from RefSeq and is a predicted model, not a curated record. Gene Ontology annotation, molecular function: UDP-glycosyltransferase activity.
AUGAGCUACGUCACCAGAAAUGUAUAUGAUAAAAAAUGUUUUACAGAUGCUCAAAUACUAUCAUUAGCUUAUAUUCUGGAGAAUAAACUGGAAAAUAGUUCACCACAUGAUAUUCAAUUAUUUAGUCAAGAAAUUGCAAGAAAUACAUUCAACCAUGAAAACGUGACAAAGCUGUUUGAAGAUCCAAAUGAAAACUUCGAUGUUGUUAUAGCCGAUUUACUAGAAACUGAAUUAUAUUCUGGAUUAGCAGUUUUAUACAAUUGCCCUAUGAUAUGGAUCCACUCAAUGGGGGCAAAUUGGCAAGUACUGAAAAUGAUAGACGUUGCUACGAACCCUGCUUAUGACCCAAACUACUUAUCAUCAAACAUAAGUCCACUGUCGUUUGCACAAAGAGUCCAAGAAUUAUGGACACGAGUCCAGUGGCAAUUUUUCAAAACAUUCUUCACUCAACCAGAGGAACGCAAGAUUUACAAAGCAGUCUUUGGUCCUCUCCUAACUAAACGUGGAAGGACGCUUCCAGAUUAUGAAGAUAUUAUAUACAAUGCUUCAUUGGUAUUUGCAAAUGAACAUGGAGCUGCACAUAAUAUACCAAGUACUCCACAAAACUUUAAAUUCAUUGGUGGAAUCCAUAUUGAGGAACCUGUGAAGCCACUGCCAAAUGAUAUCCAGUGCCUUAUACAUACUCGUAACUCGAAGAAUGGCGUCAUAUACUUCAGCAUGGGAUCAUUUCUGAAAAGCAAUUCUAUGCCAACCAAUUUAACUAAGGAAAUUCUUCAAAUAUUCGGGGAACUUAAACAAACCGUUAUUUGGAAGUUCGAAGAUAACAAUUUACGAGGAAUCCCAAAUAAUGUUCAUAUUUUAAAUUGGGCUCCACAACGAAGUAUUUUAGCUCAUCCAAAUGUCAAAAUAUUCAUCACGCAUGGAGGUCUAUUCUCUUCUAUAGAAGCCAUCCACUUUGGAGUACCGAUCAUAGGAAUACCAGUACGUUUCGAUCAGAACACGAAUGUCAAUAAGGCAGUACUAAAUGGAUACGCUUCGAAAGUGGCAUUGUCUUAUGAUCUUCCGAAAGACUUGAAGGCUGCAAUUAAUUUUAUGUUAAAUGAUGAUUGCUACAAUAAGAAAGCCAAGGAACUCUCCUCUAUCUACCACGAUCGUUUAAUGAAGCCAGGACCGGCUCUGGUGUACUGGGUGGAACACGUAGUGCGCACACGGGGUGCCCCUCACCUGCGCUCUCCAGCACUCCACGUACCUUUAUACCAACGACUUUAUCUCGAUCUCUUAGCAAUAAUCCUGAUUGCAACUUCUACAUUAAUCUUUUUAAUAUGUAGACUCUAUGAACGAUAUCUAUUUAUAUCUAAAAACAAAAAGGAGAAAUCAUGUUAUCAGAAGAAAAUUAGAUGA